Molecule: messenger RNA, 4314 nt
Organism: Rotaria sp. Silwood1
Lineage: Eukaryota; Metazoa; Rotifera; Eurotatoria; Philodinida; Philodinidae
Source: the annotation of a GenBank genome assembly
AUGACAAUGUCAUUAAGACUAUCAUCAUUGUCAUCAUUAACAUUUGGCCAAUAUUCGAUUUGUUAUUCACGUUUACUUGUUCGUCAUCAUUGGCUCGUACUUGGUUUUGUUGUUUUUAUUUCAAUUAUAUUAACAAUAGCUGGUUUUGCUUUUACACAAUUACCAGAUUUUUCUGAUCCGAGAAUAGGAUGGGGUGCACGUGGAAAAGGUACAAUUUUUUCUCAAUUAAUGGUUUUACGACAUGCAUCAGAAAAAUUUCGUCUUGCUUAUGAAUUACCAUUAGAAACAAAUGAAUUAUUUGGUGCAUUUAAUCAAUUUUCUAAUGUAACUGUUGAUGAUCUUGAUGAAAAUUCUUAUCGGUUUGAUAUACUUGCUAAAUAUGAUUUAUGGAGAAAGAAAAAUUCCCUUAAACAAUAUGAUGAAUUAAUUGAUUAUAAAACUUUAAAUGAUUAUUUUUAUGACAAUGAUCAUGAUGAUAAUGAAACACCAGAUUAUGAUGAAGAUAAUUCUCAAACAUCAUUACUUUAUCAAUGGCAUCGUGAUAGACAUUUUGAUGUUAGAAAUUCAAUUAUAAAAUAUGUUGAUGAUAAAAUGAUUAAUAUAACUGUAUUAGAAUUUGUUAAAAAUUUACCACAAUUUAAUCGAAGUAAUUAUCAAUCAGCUAGAUUACCUUUUGAUCUUUUUCGGCCAUAUGCAUAUCUACUUGAAGAAAAAUAUCGUGGACGAACAGGUCGUGAUGGUAUGAUUGAAUUUUAUAUUGAACGUACAAAAUCAACAGAUGAUUUACUUUCUCUUGAACAUUUACAAUCAAUUUGUCAAUGGGAAAAAAAAUUUAAACAUCUUCUUUUACUUGAUAAUACACCUAGUCUUUCAUUAGCAACAUUUGUUGCUUUAUAUUCAUCAAAAAAUGAUUGUCAAUUAAUAACAUCUAUAGAUGUUCAACGUUUUCGUUCAAUAAUUCAUACAUGUUUACCAUAUUAUUUAAAUGGUUAUAUGGAUAUACCAUUAAGUGAUAUAUUUCUUAAUCGUGUUAUAUUAGAACAUCAACCAGGUCAUUUUAGUCAUCAAGAACAAGUUAAAACUGUUUAUACAGCAUUACGUCAUACAUGUUUUUAUAAAAAUAUAACACGUUUUAUAUUUGAUCAUUUUAUGGAUAAAAAAUUUAUAAAUGAUUUUCAACAAUCAAAAAAUCAUGCAAAAGUAUCAUUAUCAAUGAUAUUUAUAUCAAAUUAUAAAAGUAUAAAAUAUAAUCAUACACGUGAUCAAAUUAUGUGUUUAAGACGACAACCAUAUUCAAGAAAAUAUUGUCAAGAACGUGGUUGUAUGAAUGAUUUUAAAAAUAAUUAUUUAUCAAAAUCAUGUUCAAAUCAAAAUUUAACAAUAAAUGAUUGUCAUAAAUAUUGUCAAUGUAAAUAUCAAUGUCCACAUGAAAUUGAACAAAUUGCUUUAAUGAUACCAAUAUAUAAAGGACAAGAAUUAGUUGAUUUCUUUGAACAAUAUUUUGCUGGUAAAAGACAAUUACCAACAUAUCAAGAUAAAUUUAUUAAACUAAUUGCUUUAAAUUUUGCUAAUAUUCGAGAACGAGCUGCUAUGGCAAGAAUAUCUGAAGAUAUGCUUCUUGUUUUAAUUGCAACAGCAUUGAUUAUUGGCAUAACAGUACUUUAUUUACGAAGUGUUUCAAUAGCUUUAAUUAUUGUUGUUGGGGCAGCUUUAUCAAUUGGUGUAAGCUUUUUUAUUUAUCGUGUUGUUUAUCGCAUACCUAUAUUUCCAUUUAUGAAUCUAAUGUCGGCAUUUAUAUUAAUUGGUAUUGGAUGUGAUGAUAUAUUUGUAUUUUUUGAUACAUGGGAUCAAGAAAAAGUUGAAUGGUUAAGAAAAUAUCAAGAGAGACAACAACUUGAUGUAAAUAUUCCAUUAAAUGAAACAAAUGAUGAAAAACAAAUAAAAAGAAGUAAAUUAAAAAUACCAUCAAAUGCAUUUCAAACGCGUCAUAGAUUAUCUUUAUUCAAUGAUCCAGAAGAAAUGAGAAGACUAUUAUUAAGUGAAGAAGCAUUAACUGAAAUAAUGGCUAAAACAUUAAAACAUGCUGCAUCAUCUAUGUUUGUUACAUCGUUUACAACAUCAGCUGCUUUUUUUACAAAUAUGUUAACAAAUAUUUCAUUUGUACAAGUUUUUGGAGUUUUUACUGGAACUUGUAUUUUACUUUAUUUUGUUAUUACAGUUACAGCUAUUGCAGCUUUUGCUAUCAUUUAUGAAAAAUAUAUACAAAAUAUAGUAUCUCGUUUACUUUCAAUACGUCUUACAAAUGUUGUUGAUACAUCAUCAAGUGGUUCAUCAGCAAAAUUAUGUCGUCGUCUGGCAACUAUUUGUCGAGAUAUUCGAAAUUAUAUUUUUGGUCAUUUUAUGUCACUCAUUAUAAUUAAUUUACGUUAUAUAUUAGUCUUACUCUUUUUACCUAUGGGUGUCUUAGGUCUUGUUGGUGUUUUUCAUUAUCCAAAAUUACAAGUACCAUCAACACAAAAAGUUGCAUUCUUUUUAAAAGAUAAUCCAAUGGAAAUCUAUGAAUUUUCCAUGAAAAAUACUUUUAAUGGUUAUUCAAAAGAAGAAAAACGUUUAUUUGCAUAUCCAGCUGUAUCAUUUAUAUUUGGUAUACGUGAUAUUGAUGAUGGUUAUAUAUUUGAUAUGAAUGAUCGUGGUCAUCUUCAUUUAAUGCCUAUUCAUUUGGAACGUCAAAUAACAUUAGAUUUUUUUAAAAAUUUUAUAUCACAUUUAGGAACAAGAGCAGAUUUAUUUGGUUCAAACUAUGAUUUGGAGAAAGAUUUUGAAACAUUUUAUCAACUCACAACAGAAGAUAUUUUAAUAGCAAAAAUAGCUGAUGAUUCUGCUAAAAAAAAUUUAACUCAUACUAAUAAUUUAGAUAUGAUUAAAUAUAUAGCAAAAACAAAUAUAAGUUUAAUACAAAAUUUAGUUCGUGAUACAGUACGUACAAUUGAUUAUAAAAUUGAAAAUGAUCAAUCUGAUGAUGAUGAUUAUAUUGAUAUUAAAUCAAAUAAAAUUAAUAUAACUUUAAAUAAAAUUAGUAGAAAACAAUUAAGUAAUUUAACAAAUCCAAUUAUUAUUUAUUCAAAUUAUAGAAAAUUAUUUAAUAAAACUUUACAAAAAUAUUAUAAAGAACAGAUAAAACAUAGUUAUGAUAUAAAUGAAAUUCGUAAUUCAUUAAAUGAAACAAUACGUGAUAAACUUACUGAAGAUUAUCAUCGUUCAGCAUUAAAAACAGCUAUGCAAUGUUUAACUGGUGUAGCUGGUGCUAAUAAUGUACCAGAAGAUUUUUGUGAACGGCAACUCAACAAACAACGUUCUGUGAAUUGGGCAGUUUUACCUGAUAAACCAUCACCAAUCGAUGGAAGUGUUCGACCAUUUGCUGUUAUUAUUACUAUUCGAGGUGCACUUAAUCAGACUGAUUAUGAUUCAUACAAUACAUAUUAUUUCAAAGUGAAAAAUUUCUUUGAUCCAUAUAUAAAACAACAUGCACCAAAACAUUUACAGCAUGCAUGGUUUUCUUCUCCGGGCUUUGCAUUUUAUGGUGUUCAACGUGAAUUACUUGUUGGUUCUUAUUCAUCUUUAAUUGCAUCACUUGGAAUUGCUUUACUUGUACUUUUUCUUACAUCAGGCAAUUUAUUUAUUGCAGUUUAUGCUUUGAUUACAAUUACUUUUGCUAUUGCUGUUAGUGUUGCAAUAUUUGCUGCAUUAAAAUGGGAAUUAGGAAUAGUUGAAGCUAUUAUUGUUAUUAUGUCUGUGGGUCUUUCAGUAGAUUUUGUUGUUCAUUUUGGUGUUGGUUAUAUUCAUACAGAUUCAACAGAUAUUGAUCAUGAACGAAAAAAAAUAAAACAACGUUAUUUAUCAUCAAUAUCAAUGCCAAUAGAAUCUCCUAAUAAUAUUGAUAUACGACCUUCUCGUAAAAUGAGUACUUAUCAUUUAAUAUAUAAACAACAACAAAUUGAACGUGAAACACGUGUAACAGAAUCAAUAUCUCGUGUUGGUUCAGCUGUAUUUAUGGCUGCAUUUACAACAUUUGCAGCUGGAUUUUCAAUGACAUUAUCAUCACUUACCGCAUUUCGACAAAUGGGACAAUUUUUAAUGACAAUUAUGUUUACAUCAUGGGUAUUUUCAAUGUUUUUCUUUUUACCAUUAUGUGCUAUAAUUGGUCCUGUUGGUAAAUGUGGCUCGAUACCAUUUACUCGAAUUGGUGAAUAUUUUAAACGGUGUUUAUUAUUUCGUUGUCAACGUCACAAUUCAAACGACAUUAUAAAUGAAUAA